This is a messenger RNA of Prunus armeniaca (apricot), 1635 nucleotides long. The record is from the annotation of a GenBank genome assembly. NCBI's taxonomy places the organism in Eukaryota, Viridiplantae, Streptophyta, Magnoliopsida, Rosales, Rosaceae.
AUGGAUCGGGAAAUGGUGGACGCUGGCCCAGUUACGCCUGGACAGGUGUCUUUUUUGCUUGGAAUCAUCCCAGUAUUUGUCACAUGGAUAUAUUCAGAGUACUUAGAAUAUAAAAAAUCUUCAUCUCAUCCUAAAGUUCAUUCAGAUACUAAUCUGGUUGAGUUGGGAGAGGAAACGAUCAAGGAAGAUGAUCGGGCUGUUUUGCUGGAAGGAGGCCUUUCGAGAUCAGCAUCUACAAAGUUUAAUAGUUCAUCCAUUAAAAUAAACUUAAUUAGGUUUCUGACUAUGGAUGACUCUUUUUUACUUGAAAACAGAGCAACUCUUAGAGUGAUGUCUGAGCUUGGGGCAAUUCUGUUCUAUUUCUACAUAUGUGACCGCACAAAUAUACUGGGAGCUUCUACAAAGAAUUACAAUCGGGAUCUGUUCCUCUUUCUGUACCUUCUCCUCAUCAUAGUUUCAGCAGUGACAUCUUUGAAGAAACAUACUGACAGAUCAGCAUUCUCUGGAAAAUCUAUACUUUACCUGAAUCGGCAUCAGACGGAGGAAUGGAAAGGGUGGAUGCAGGUCCUAUUUCUAAUGUACCAUUACUUUGCCGCAAGCGAGAUUUACAAUGCAAUACGUGUCUUUAUUGCCGCAUAUGUUUGGAUGACUGGAUUUGGAAACUUUUCCUACUACUACAUUAGAAAGGAUUUUAGCCUCGCCCGCUUUGCUCAGAUGAUGUGGCGGCUAAAUUUUUUUGUGGCGUUUUGCUGUAUUGUUCUUAACAAUGACUAUAUGUUGUAUUACAUCUGUCCAAUGCACACUCUGUACACUCUUAUGGUGUAUGGAGCCCUUGGCAUCUUUAGCAAGUACAAUGAGAUCAGAUCAGUGAUGGCUGUAAAGAUUCUAGGAUGCUUUCUUGCGGUUAUCUUGAUUUGGGAAAUACCUGGAGUUUUUGAAAUAUUCUUUCGUCCAUUAUCCUUCUUAUUGGGGUAUACUGAUCCUGCAAAACCAGAUCUCCCUCGUCUGCAUGAAUGGCAUUUUAGAUCUGGACUUGAUCGCUACAUAUGGAUUAUUGGAAUGAUAUAUGCCUAUUAUCAUCCUAAUGUGGAGAAAUGGAUGGAUAAAUUGGAGGAAUCUGAUACCAAAAGGAGAGUCUCAAUUAAAGCAGGAAUAUUUUCCAGUUCUGUGUUUGUUGGUUAUCUGUGGUAUGAAUAUAUUUACAAGCUGGACAAGGUUUCAUACAACAAGUUGCAUCCCUACACAUCAUGGAUUCCGAUAACUGUAUAUAUAUGUCUGCGGAACUUUACUCAGCAGUUGCGGGGUGUCUCUUUGACUCUCUUUGCGUGGCUUGGCAAGAUUACUUUGGAAACCUAUAUUUCACAGUUCCAUAUCUGGCUAAGAUCAAACACACCUAAUGGACAGCCUAAGUGGCUUCUCUCUCUCAUUCCAGAAUAUCCCUUGCUCAACUUCAUGCUGACAACUGCCAUCUAUGUUUUGGUAUCUCAUCGGCUUUUCGAGUUAACUAAUACACUUAAGACAGUGUUUGUACCCACAAAAGACAACCAAAGGCUGCUUUAUAAUUCUCUUGCAGGGGCGGCCAUUUUUGCUUGUUUGUAUUUCAUCUCAUUCAUUCUUGUUCAGAUACCUCAUUGA